AUGAAAUCGAGUGAUGUCUCGAUAUUGAUCCCCCGCGGCACACCAUGUCCCCAAUCGUCACAAUCACUCCAAUUGGCUCUCGUCGUUUUAUCGAUUGGUGCAGCUUCACAUUUUAUGUUAUUUCUCGACUCUGUUGUGGACAAUCUCCUCCCAGCCGCAAUGCCUUUCCUUUUAUCGAUUUACAAAACGAAAGAAGAGGCCGAUAAAGCCUGGGAAUUCUUGGUGUCUAGCCGAAUUUAUGGGCUUGCCGUUGGGUGCUUUCUCUCGAUCUACUUCUCGAAUAAAUAUGGGAGAAGGAUGCCGAUCCUCAUCGGCACCGUAAUGGAUAUCAUUGGUGUCUUCCUGACAGUUCUCACCGUUUACAUGCCCGGUGGAGUUUCCGUGGCCGUUGUGGGACGAUUCAUCAACGGAAUCGGGCAAGGAAUUGUUCAGACUUCUGGUUCGGUGAUGCUGGCCGAGAUUCCGCCAUUGAGACGGCGAGGCACUGCUUUGGCCACUUUGACAAUGUGGGCCUGCAUGGGAGAGCUUGGGGGAAUGCUGAUCUCAUUGGAGGAGCUGCUUGGAACCUCAAAACACUGGCAUAUCGCGAUGGGUGUUCCAUUGUUGCCCCUAAUGCCGGCUCUCUACAUCCUCUACAAAGCGCCCGAAUCGCCAAGAUAUCUUUUCAUGAUCAACCGAGAAGCGGACGCGAGGAAAGCGCUCAGCUUCUAUCAAAGUCCAGUCGAUGCGCGACAAACGAUCGAUGAGAUUUUAGAUGAAAUGAAAUUGGAAGACGUUGACAUCAAUUCGAACACCCCGAAGAAGAAAAUAAACCGAGAGCCGAGUGUUUCGCAGGUUUUCGAGAGACUAAAAGACGGCUAUUUCUCGCGUCCAUUGCUGAUCGCUUUGUUCGUGCAAUCGUUCGUUCAUUUGGAUGAUUGGCUAUGGAUCUCCUAUUCGACCCAGAUUUUCGAAAACGUCGGCCUCUCGGCGAAUCGAGCACAACGGGCUUCGUUGCUCAUGUCUUUGCCACAGGCAGUGAUUUCGAUAGCGCUUCUCGGAUGUUUCGACAAUUUUUCCCGAAGAGCUCUCUUGAUUUUGCCGACAGUUGGAAGUGUGUUGAUCGGGUUGAUGGCGAUUCUGUUCACAACGUUUGAGAAAGUGCUUCUUCGUGGCAUUCCGAUCGCCGUUGUUCUGCCCAUUUUAGCCGCUUUUGAUCUUUCGGCUGCUGCCAUCUCUGGUGAAAGCGCUUUUGCCAUCGUCCCCGAGUUGUUUUUACAAAAUGACAAGAUUCUUGGCACGGCUAUUGUUGGAAUUGCACAGAAUGUAUUCGGCGGGAUUCUCACGAACUUUCUGCUGACCGCAGUGAAUCACUUGGGCACAGAGAACGUGUUGGUUCCAUUUGUGAUGAUGAAUGCUCUCUAUGUGUUCAUCAAUUAUUACCAUCUACCGGAAACAGCUGAGAAAACACCACAGGAAGUUGCCUUGCACUUUUCCCCCAAUCCUCCAUUCGAGUCAUCAAUCGCUUGGCUUUCUCGGAAAUACCAUGAAAUCUCUCUUUCGAUCAUUCCUACGAAGCUUUUCUCCCUCUCCACUCUGAUCCAGUUGCUGAUUUUCAUCACUCAAGUCAUUUUCUGUGUACUUUUCCUCAAUUUUUCGUAUAAUUUGGGUAGCCAAUUGUUGCGUUUGGCGGCACAAAGUCUCGGGAAA
Messenger RNA from Mesorhabditis belari, 1689 nucleotides. The record is from the annotation of a GenBank genome assembly. Lineage: Eukaryota; Metazoa; Nematoda; Chromadorea; Rhabditida; Rhabditidae.